AUGAAGUUCUUCAUUGACGACCUUCCGGUUCUCUUUCCGUAUCCACGAAUAUAUCCGGAGCAAUAUGCAUAUAUGUGUGAUCUGAAGAGGACUCUUGACGCAGGCGGGCACUGCGUCUUAGAGAUGCCUUCAGGGACCGGAAAGACCGUCUCACUACUGUCAUUAAUCGUUGCAUACCAGCAACAUUAUCCCGAACACCGGAAGCUUAUCUACUGUUCUCGUACCAUGUCAGAAAUUGAAAAGGCAUUAGCGGAACUUAAGGCCUUGAUGAAAUUCAGGGCUGACGAACUCGGCCACGUAGAAGAUUUUCGCGGCCUAGGCCUAACAAGCCGUAAGAAUCUCUGUCUUCAUCCUUCGGUCAAGAGAGAAAAGAGCGGUACCAUCGUGGAUGCUAGAUGUCGUAGCUUGACUGCUGGCUUCGUCAGAGAAAAGAAGGACAAAGGCGAGAGCGUUGAGACAUGCGUGUACCAUGAUAAUCUGGACCUCCUGGAACCACACAAUCUCGUACCUAACGGUGUUUGGACCCUUGACGGCUUACUGAGAUAUGGCGAGCAGCACAAGCAGUGCCCCUAUUUCACAUCGAGGCGAAUGAUAGCAGAGCGUGUAUCCAAAGAGCUCUCGAAGGACUGUAUUGUCGUUUUCGACGAGGCCCACAACAUAGACAACGUCUGUAUCGAGUCUUUAAGCACAGAUAUCACAGAAGAUUCCCUACGAAAGGCCACCAGGGGUGCUCAAAACCUGGAACGUAAGAUCUCAGAGAUGAAGGAGACAGAUCGAGAACAGUUGGAAAACGAGUACCAGAAGCUAGUGGAGGGCCUUCGAGAUGCCGAUGAGGCUCGGCAGGAAGAUACUUUUAUGGCCAAUCCCGUUCUCCCUGAUGACUUGUUAAAGGAGGCGGUUCCUGGAAAUAUCCGGAGAGCUGAACAUUUUACUGCUUUCUUAAAACGAUUUAUCGAAUAUCUCAAGACGCGUAUGAAGGUCCGACAGGUCAUCUCGGAAACACCACCAUCAUUCCUGGCACAUCUAAAGGAGCACACGUUUAUCGAGAAGAAGCCGCUACGCUUCUGUGCUGAAAGAUUAACCUCCCUUCCACAUUCGCGACUCUUGUCGCCAACCUACGAGAAGGGAUUCUUGCUCAUUCUUGAGCCCUUCGAGUCAGAUACUGCCGAAGUACCAAACCCAGUUCUACAUUUCACGUGCUUAGAUGCGGCAAUCGCUAUCAAACCUGUAUUCGACAGGUUCAGCUCUGUCAUCAUCACAUCUGGUACUAUCUCGCCCUUAGAGAUGUACCCGAAGAUGUUAGGGUUUUCUACGGUCGUCCAAGAGUCAUACGCUAUGACCCUGGCGAGGAGAUCUUUCUUGCCGAUGAUCGUAACUAGAGGAAGCGACCAAGCAACUAUCUCCACAAGCUUCACAGUCAGGAAUGAACCUAGUGUGGUUCGUAAUUACGGUAACCUCUUGACCGAAUUCGCAAGAAUUACUCCAGACGGUAUGGUCGUUUUCUUCCCAUCAUACCUGUACAUGGAAUCUAUUAUUAGCAUGUGGCAGGGAAUGGGCAUAUUAGACGAGGUCUGGAAGUACAAGCUCAUCUUGGUCGAAACGCCGGACGCCCAAGAAACUUCGCUUGCGCUUGAGACAUACCGCAUGGCCUGCUGCAAUGGCAGAGGUGCUGUCCUACUAUGUGUGGCUCGUGGGAAGGUCUCAGAAGGUAUCGAUUUCGACCACCAGUACGGUCGAACUGUGUUAUGUAUCGGCGUUCCGUUCCAAUACACAGAGUCGCGUAUCCUCAAAGCUAGACUACAGUUCCUUCGAGAAACCUACCGCAUCCGAGAAAACGACUUCUUAUCUUUCGACGCCAUGCGACACGCCGCACAAUGCCUCGGUCGUGUGCUCAGAGGCAAAGACGACUACGGAAUCAUGGUUUUGGCCGACCGCCGGUUCCAGAAGAAGAGACUCCAACUCCCUAAAUGGAUCAACCAGGCCAUGCAAGAGGUUGACGGGAAUCUAAGCACAGAUAUGGCAGUUAUCACAGCGAAGCGCUUCUUGCGAGACAUGGCGCGACCCUUUAAAUCUAAGGACCAAGAAGGGAUCAGUAUGUGGAGUCUCGAGGAUCUGAAAGAGCACCAGAAGAAGGUCGACGAGGAACGGAUUAAGGAGUUGCAAGAUGACAAUGCGGCUAUCGAGGCCAUGCAUAGAGCGCAGGCUUUGCAGGCUAUGCAAAGCUACAAUGAUGACUUCGAUAUGGACGACGACGAUCUCGACGAGGGCAUGAUGGAGCUUGACGCGGCGUGA
Daldinia childiae is the source of this 2292-nucleotide messenger RNA. RefSeq names its product DNA repair helicase rad15. Bases 1 to 2292 code for a protein of 763 amino acids. Gene Ontology annotation, cellular component: nucleus. The record is from RefSeq and is a predicted model, not a curated record. NCBI's taxonomy places the organism in Eukaryota, Fungi, Ascomycota, Sordariomycetes, Xylariales, Hypoxylaceae. Gene Ontology annotation, molecular function: hydrolase activity, acting on acid anhydrides, in phosphorus-containing anhydrides; DNA helicase activity; damaged DNA binding. Gene Ontology annotation, biological process: nucleotide-excision repair; positive regulation of mitotic recombination; transcription by RNA polymerase II. The transcript has 3 exons.